Molecule: messenger RNA, 664 nt
Organism: Magallana angulata
Lineage: Eukaryota; Metazoa; Mollusca; Bivalvia; Ostreida; Ostreidae
Exons: 8
Coding region: 83-664 (193 amino acids)
Source: RefSeq, a predicted model, not a curated record
UUUAUUUAGAUUGGCAUAUUCAGUGCACCUCCUACAACACUUGGUCGACAAUUCUGAACAGGAUGAAAGAGCUGGAAUUAUUAUGUAUGACAUAGCAUGUAGCCUUCAGAGACACUUGCAGAAAGAAAACAAAGACCUACAGGCAAAUUUUAAGUUUGUUGUGCCAGUGUUUCACAGUUAUGCACAUAAUAUGGCAUGCCAGCUUGAAUUUGGUCAAAGGUUUGUGGAGGGAACUGGACUUAAUGAUGGAGAAGGUGUCGCGAGAUUGUGGUCCUACCUCAGAAAAUUCAGUUCUAUCACAAAAGAAAUGACUGUGUCAAACAGACACUUUUUGUUAGUGGAUGCAUUAGAACAUUAUUCAAACAGAAUAAAGGAAAAAUUAGGGGAACGAUUAAAGGCCAUGCUUGAGAAAGCCAAAAAAUUGCAACAAGAAACCAGAGACGUGUUCACUGCUGUAGAAGCAAAGCAUGAUGGCAGUGCAGCAGAAUGGAUUUCACUCUGGAAAGAGUUAUCAAGAAGUGGAAGACAAGUUUCUGUCAGUUUAACACCAGAUGAAAGAUACUGUUGGCUCUCCAAACAGAUUGUUACACAGAGGAUAAUGUUAGCCGAUUCCAAUGUUGAGGAUGAGAAGGUACUUUUUAAAGACCAUAUUCAAAAAAAAUGA